AUGUCAGCGCAACAACACAUCCCAACCGUAGCGGCGGUCAGUCUGUUUGCGGUCGCCCUCAUGGCGUUGACGGCGGCGCCGGUGGCCAACGGCCAGUCGUGUCACCUGCGCGAGUUGGACCUGUGCGCGGCCACCUUGCUGGUUUUCACCCAGAAUCCGGCCGGGAUCGCCACCUCGGAGAACGAGCUCAAUAAACAGUGCGGUUUCCUACGGGAGGCCGACUUCUGUCUGCGCAACUAUACCCGCCGGUGCGCCACACCCUUACAGCGCGAGCUCAUCCAGUUUGUGACAGAGGGCUCGUUGCGGCUGCUCAAAGAGUAUUGUAGCCGCGGAUCGCAGUUACAGCACAGUUACCUAAAGCACGCGGCCUGUCUGAACGGCGCCCAACGCACCCAACGUAUAUGCGUGAAGGACCUGCAGGCGGCGCUGGAAGUGGUGACCCAGGUGGAAUGGGACAAACGCAUACCGGCCGGAUGCUGUUCGUACCGGCGGUUCGUGCACUGCACCGAGAACUUGGUGGAAAGCCGAUGCGGCAAAGAGGCGGUGGAGUUCAUGAACCUGUUGCUAAGGAUGGCGCUCUCCCGACUGCCCGACAUCGUUUGCCAGGGCUAUGGGCCCAACAAUCACGAGUGCAAAUCACUGCUACCCCCGGGCGGCACCCAUCCCAAGGGCGCCCGAUCCAACUCAAUACUGUCCAGACUGUUCUCGGCCUACACUGGUCUGUAACCAUCUAUACGCCCCCCACCCAUCCCAUUCACAUACCCCCUCUCAUUUGCUACAUAACCAUGGUUUUAUUUUCACCUAGCA
Medioppia subpectinata is the source of this 807-nucleotide messenger RNA. The record is from the annotation of a GenBank genome assembly. Lineage: Eukaryota; Metazoa; Arthropoda; Arachnida; Sarcoptiformes; Oppiidae.